Molecule: messenger RNA, 4810 nt
Organism: Calidris pugnax (ruff)
Lineage: Eukaryota; Metazoa; Chordata; Aves; Charadriiformes; Scolopacidae
Product: phosphorylated adapter RNA export protein-like
Exons: 5
Coding region: 10-1140 (376 amino acids)
Biological process (GO): snRNA export from nucleus
Cellular component (GO): nucleus
Source: RefSeq, a predicted model, not a curated record
GACUCCGACAUGCCCGGCGCCGGCUCUCCCGGGGACCCGCAGCAGAAAUCACAUGAUGGCAAUGAUUCAGGCCGACCAUUCCAGAGUGCCAUUUCAUCGUGUGCACCAAGUGUUCCUUAUCGGACAACCAAAAGUGUGGAUUCGAGUGACGAAAGCUUUUCUGAAUCUGAUGAUGACAGCUGUCUGUGGAAACGAAAACGACAGAAAUGUUUCAGCUUUUCUCCUGCUAAAUCUGAGCCUUUUCAGCUUAGCCAAGGCCACCAAAAACAAACUGCUCUAGGUGGCAAGAAGGUCAACAACAUUUGGGGUGUGGUGCUCCAGGAGCAGAAUCAGGAUGCAGUGGCUACUGAACUUGGGAUUCUAGGCAUGGAUGGUAGUAUUGACAGAAGCAGGCAGUCUGAGACUUACAAUUAUUUAUUGGCUAAAAAGCUGAUGAAGGAAGCUCAGCAAAAGGAGGCAGAGACUUUAGAUAAAGAACUGGAUGAAUACAUGCAUGAUGACAAGAAACCACUGCCAGCAGAAGAAGAAAAUGGGCAAGGCCUUCUCAAACGGAAGCGGCCUGUAAAAGAUAGACUGGGUGAAAGACAAGAAAUGAAAUAUAAAGGAAGGUAUGAGAUAACAGAAGAAGAUUCUGAGGAAAAAGUGGCAGAUGAAAUUGCUUAUCGGCUUUGUGAGCCAAAGAAAGAUUUAAUUGCCCGAGUGGUGAAAAUAAUUGGGAAAAGAAAAGCUAUUGAACUGCUUAUGGAAACAGCUGAAGUGGAACAAAAUGGUGGACUGUUCAUAGUGAAUGGAACUAGGAGGAGAACACCAGGGGGCGUUUAUUUAAACCUGCUGAAGAACACACCUAGCAUCAAAGAAGAGCAAAUCAAGGAAAUAUUCUAUCUGGAAAACCAAAAGGAGUAUGAAAACAAAAAAGCUGCUAAGAAGAGGAGAAUUCAAGUUCUAGGAAAGAAGAUGAAAAAAGCCAUUAAAGGGCUUAACCUGCAAGAGUAUGAUGAUGCGUCUCGUGAGACUUUCGCUAGUGAUACAAAUGAGGCUCUGGCUUCCCUGGAUGAUCUACAGGAGGGGCAUCAUGAAGCAAAGAUGGAACCUGAAGAUAUUAUUGAAAUUGAUAAUGCUCAUGAUUUGGAGAUCUUCUAGUUACUAAUGUUCUUGAUAACAAAGUCUCUGUAAAACAUACUAAUUGAGCUGUUCUUACAGUCCCGUGGUUUCUUGUUUUUGUAAGAUGCAGAAACAUGGGAAAUAUUUGAUGCUGAAGAAAAUUACAUAAUUCUUAGCUAAAUUAAACAGCAUGAAAGAUGUUGUCAUAUUAUUUGUUUUCAAAACCUUCUAAGAUUUUUCUUAACAGCUCUGCAUCACCAUGUUUGUUCAUUAGGAACUUUUUUUAGCCACAUGUUAGGUUUAGGAAUUAAGGCUAUGUUUUAACCAAGCACACAUCUAAUUUGCUGAAGCUAACAAUGUCAUCAAGUGAGCAAUGCUCUUAUUAUAGUUAAACGGAAAAAACAGUAUAAAGUUAGUCUUGAUAUAUAAAAGAUUGUGUGUUCUUAGUACGGCAGUCUGUUGGCAAGGAUAGCAGUGUUUGUAGGAUUAAGACCUGUAAAAACAGAUUGGUUUGUGAAAUACACUUAAUUUUAAGGGUCAGUGACCUUUAAAUAACAACCCUGUAAAUAAGCACUGUUGAACAAUGUAUGUUUCGAAUUUCUGCAGCAGUUUAAUUAUUCGUAUUACAGUAGUGGCUUGAGCUUCCUACCUCUUCUGUCUAUACUUUUUCCAUUAUUAGACCCACAAUUUGCGCAGAUCUUUUUGUUUGCAAACAAAUACCACUGAAUACUUUUUCAGUAGUGGGAUUUUACAAAUCUGCGUUCCCCUCAAGGGUCUGAGUCUCUACAUGCAGGUAUAAACCCUUUACCUUGCAAUUCUUUUUUCCAUGCUGCUUCUUAUAUGUGUGGUAGGGUAAAAUAAUGUACGGCUUGCACAAGUUCUAAAGUUUUUCUACGCUGACUCUAACAAAAACAAUAGUAUGUAAAAGAUAACUUUUUUACAUAAGGAAGAAGACUGUUGUGUAGUUUCUAAGUUCAAUUGAAGACUUUUAUGUUGAAUGUUAUUGAUAUAACCGAAGAACAAGUGUGGCACUGGUCUGUAUGAUGUCUAAAAUACUUUUGUGUUUUCUGUGACUAGAUGCUAUUUUCUAGCUAUUUCCAGAAAUUAAUAUUUCUGAAAUAUUAAUUCAUUAACUCACUUUCAAACCCAACAACAAACUUAGGUAUGUAAGUGUUGUUUACCUGGAGUCCUUGGAUUUCAGAAGCAAAGCAUAUCACUGAAACACAAAAUGAAGUUAUAAUAUUGAACAAUUCAGUCCUGUCAAGAGCUGGUAUUUCAGUGAUUACAAUAUUCAAAGAAAGUUCUUAAACAUGUAACACGCUCCAUGAUAUGCUUUAUUAGAUUUAAUGAGAGUUUUGACUUUUCUGCAUUUUUCUGUUCAUGUGCUGGAGCUCCCUGUUGUUAAGAAGUUACUCCUCAGGUGUGAAGAAUGCCUUUGCUCCUGCUGAAAUAACAAAAGGUUUUGAUUUGUUCGUUAACUUUCCUAACAAACCUAUGAUGGCCAAGAGUACUAAACUGAUAGUUCAUUUGAGAGAAACAGGAUUUUGUACUGCUUAAUUAGUUUGCGGCUGUACCAGUUGAUCCUAGUUUUGGGAGCUGCUUGGGACCGUCUUAACAAUUUCCUGGAUAGAAUCAGCAGAUUUUAAUGGUGGUUUAAGUAAUUUUUUUAUUGUUAUAUAACUUGCUGCUAGUAAGCUCUGUGUAAUUUUUAGAUGUUAAUAUUUUUAACAUUCAUUUUCCAGGUAAAGGGUAUUGAAACAAUUUAUAGUCUCUUCCUUAAAAAGGAAGAUGAUGCAGAGUGCCCAUUCCUCUUUCUAGUGUCUGAUUAACUGACCUUUGCUUGUCUUCUGGUUUUUCCUUCUCUUUUUUUGUGUAUUUUCUUUGGCUUUCAACAAGAGUCCUUUCAAAAGGAAGCCUCUUCAAAACAUUGAGCAAGCCUUCAUGCCUCUUUUACCAGUGGUGAAAGUUACUGUUGGUGUCAAAAAGAUUGCAUGAAGCAGCACCAGUUUUUGUGUCUGCAGUGGAGCUUUGGUUUGUUACUGGAGUGGCAGGGCUGGUCCUCCCAGCUCGGCAGCCUGGUGUGCCCCCCAGCCCUCUUCUCUGGGGUGUACCUGCUGGUGGCAGCCUGGCAGAGGCCACCUCAUGAGUCUGUGUGUGACAGCUUGAGGCUUGUGUCAGCCAGCCUUGGGUUGAGCAUGGGCAGUGCUGGAGCUUUGGGGUCUGGUGCAGUAACACUACAGUUUCUCCAGGGACUGAUGCAAGGGUGAGAAGGCACAGGCUGUGGCACUCCUGCAUGUUGCUGUGGGUCUGGCUUUGUAUCCGACUGAGGUUGCUGGAAGGUGUUGAGAUAGAUACAGCAGUGGUCAUUUUCGUCUUCCUCAUCAAACAGUAUUGCAUUCCUCCUCCUCUGUUUUCUUCCCUCAAAACUACUGCAAGAGUAGGAAGCGCGGGUAAGGCUAGAGGUUAUCAUUCCCAACUCCCACAUACUCCAUUUGUUUAGUCUGUCCUGAGCUGAUACUUGCAGAGAGAGCAGCUUUGUGGUGCUUGUUGGUCCACUGGGGCUUGCCACUGAACUGGAUUGUGUGGGUUGUCUUUUGUCUGGGAACAGAUAUGCCUGGCUGUUCAGAUCUUAGUGGCUGAGGUUUUAAAGACAAAAAUGCAGAUACAAGGGUUGGGAUGUUUGUGUUCUUGAGUUUCUCUGAUGUGCAGGUGUGAUAGAGGCAUCAUCUUUACUGUGAGUGUUGACUCUGUGCUGCCAGGACAAAUAUUGCCCUGUGUCCCUUAAGCUACAGCAGCAUAAUAAGCCACCUCUGUCAUGCCUGAAGCAGAUGGUGAAAAUGAGGGAAACGCACUCUGGUUUGAAAACACAAAGCUUGUUUGUAACCAAAGACAUUUUUCUUCCUUAUGUCCCAAAUUCAAAUAAUAAAUCAAUGGGUUUUGGUAUUACAGGGAAAACUAGUUUAUUAAUGAUUUGGUUUUAUAGUGGAUCGUGAAAGCAUCACUUUAAUAACAAUAUUACAGAUUACCUUCCCCUUCCAAGUAGAUGAUCUCAUUAAAAUGUUUUUAUGUCCUCCAGGCUUAUUAACAGCUAUUUGCCAAAAUCCUCAAGCAAGCAUGGAAUGACCCAGUGCUUAUUGCAAUGCCUUGGAGAGAAGACACGGAGAAUAUUUUGAAUUUAAAGAUAGUGACAGUGGUAGAAAGUGUUUUUGUACUGUAUACAACUUAAUAGUUGUCCCAUAUUCCCCAAGAUACUGCUGGGUAUCUGCAGCAACUCGUAUUGAGUUCAGUUCCAGGUAUGAAGCCAGACAGCAAUGCUUUGCUAUUCUCUCUGUACCAUUGCCAUAGUGCUAGCAGAUUUUAUCCUGAAGCUUGUUACUGUCUAAAACAUGUCUAAAUCUUUCUGUUUUUCUUUAUUUUGAUCAUAAUUUAAAAAAAAAAAAAAAGUGACACUGUCUCCUUUAUGUUACGAGAAGCAGCUCAUAACAGCAGGGCUCUGGUUUCUCAAAGAUCUGUGAGGAGCCGAAGAGGGGACGGGAAGGGGGAAAACAGCAAUAAGUUAUAAAGGUCAUGUGAAAAGUAAAUGAGAUGGAGAGAAUGAACAUUAAUUGUGACAAUUGCUGUUACAGAGAAGUUGAAUUCCUGGUAGUUUGUCAAAGCAAAGGUGUGGAGUGGUUGACUGGGUAAUAAAGAAAAUUAUGAGGUUUUUUAA